UUCGCUCACUGCGCAGGACUGAACUUCUGUUGACAACCUCCCGAGGAGAAGCAGCAGCUCUUUCUAGAUUUUUCACUCCCGUUCAGCUGAUAACUCGAUUGUGGCAAGUGUCUGUGCAAAUUUGUGCAAUUUUCCACCCAAAAUUCGCCGUAAAAGUGUUGAGUUUGUGCCCGCAAGUGCGUCGAUUGCUUUGGUGACGAAAUUUUACGUGAAAUUCGUUGGGAAAAACGCGUGAAAAGUGAACGGAUCCAAGUCGCCCCGAGGAAAAGCCUCCCCCGGAAAAUUCGUAGCUAAGAGGCAAAGCCUGCUGAAGAGGAGCAACUUUUUGGCGUGCGCCAGUGUUCUAAAAUCCGGUCUCAAAAUUUGCGUCGUAAAAAUGGAUCUGUUGAAGAAGAUGAUGGGCCUGGACGGUCACAAGGACGAGGACGACGACAAGAGAAAGAAAAAGCCGACCAUAAAGGACGAGUUCCGGAAGCCGGUCUGGGUGGAGGAGUACGACAGCGACGACGACCUGUUCGACAACCAGAAGGUGUUUGGGGUGCAGAUCUUCACCAACCCGCUGGAGAUCCAGAAGCACUUUGAGCACCAGAUCCAGGAGAUGAUGAAGAGCCUGGAGGAGUUUGACGACGUCAACAAGCCGUUUGACUUUGACCUGAAGCAGGACUUUUUGAAGCCCGGAUUUGAGGAGGAAAUCAAGAAGGAACUCAAGAAGGAAAAAAUGCUGGACACCGAUUUGGACGGAGAAAUCUACCCGGAACAGCUGCACACCCUGUUGCAGCGCAUUUCGCCGGAUUUGAAGGAACUGCUACCCAAGAAGAAGCAGCAGCAGCCGGACCAACCCGGAGGACCGUCCACCGGCGUCGCCCAAGGGCCCAAGCUAAAGUUGACGGACGAGCAAAAGUUUAUGGACUGGAUUCAUGGCAUCAAGGGCAACGACGGAUCGUCGUCUAUGGCGGCCGUUCGUCCACCGGUGCGUCGUAUGCCGCCGCAGCGCUACCACGACGGGAUCUUCGAGGGGACAUUCCAGGGGCCGCGUAUGUUUGGCCAGAGCAUCAUCUCGCAGACUAUUAGGAAGCCGGAUGGGACCUACGAAACGCGCAAGACGGUCCGCGACUCGGAGGGCCACACCCAGACGACCAUCACGCGCUCCACAGCCGAAGGCCGCAAGGAAACCAUAACUACGUACGACGGCGGCGACGCGGACGGUGGGCCAACCACCCCGAAGCCCUUCUUCGGCCAGGGGCCACCGCCUCCCCCUGCUGCUUCUUCUUCUUCGUCUUCGUUGGCAGCGGCCCUGCUCAACCUGGACGCGGCCGGCGGUCGCAAGCAUCUGUUCGCCCAGAAUGGUUACGUUUUACCGCGGAACCUCUGGUGACUUCAGCGGCCGACCAGUUCGUCGUCGUCGUCCAAGUUAGAACACAAUUAUGAGUCCCCCCCGUUUCCGGCCGGAACCUGCUGUCGGAGGUACCAGGUGGUCCUCCCCCCGGCCAGGUCAACCGCCCUGUCGUCGUCGUCGUUUAGUAGCGAGCCAAAUAUGUGUGUCGUAGAGCAAACUCCUAGAUGUAGCAGCAACAACCAUAACUAUCACCCUAAUGCAUACAAACCCGUGGAGAACCUUGAUCAUGAUCAUCGUGAAGAGAUGGAGAGUCCUGUCAUUUUACAUUUAUUACUACUGAGUAACUUACUUUUAGCGUUAGUCACUACGAUUAUGCUUAGUUUAGCGUGUAGCUUUGUUGCAGUCUGUCCGGCCGCGGAACCAUUCCGAAGAAGCAGCAGCAGAAGCAGAUCGAAACGAAUUACCACCACCAGUAUUAGCAGAAUUGGCGCCGCCGUCUCGGCUGGUGGUCCGUUAUGAAGUCCGGUUCCGCACCGGUGCAGCAAUAACUGGCGAAACGUUUCUUCUACUUUUACUACUCCUUCCGCGGUGGCCGCGUCGUCGGAGCAGGGCAGCACAGCCAGAAGACGUUUGUGUUUGUGAUAUCUUAUUUUUACGUUAGGUCAAUCGAAUAAGUUGUUUGGUAAGCUGGUUUGUUGGAGUGAGCAAGCGGAAGCGAGUGUGAACGAGUUGAGCUGAUUGUGGGAGGUAGUUGGAGUGAAGACGCAGCAAGAGGCAAGAAGACUAAUACUUUUUUAUUCUUUUUGGGAAAG
Molecule: messenger RNA, 2148 nt
Organism: Culex pipiens pallens (northern house mosquito)
Lineage: Eukaryota; Metazoa; Arthropoda; Insecta; Diptera; Culicidae
Exons: 5
Coding region: 377-1375 (332 amino acids)
Biological process (GO): negative regulation of apoptotic process; regulation of actin filament polymerization
Cellular component (GO): mitochondrion; actin cytoskeleton; clathrin-coated vesicle
Source: RefSeq, a predicted model, not a curated record